AUGUUUCUUAUCGGAUACGAGUUUAAAGUCCUGUCUCCAAUCUUCACCAUCCACUGGGGUCUGCAGGCGCGUCGGACUAGACCUCUGUGGAGGGAAAAGCAAAACCAGAAGAACAGGAAACAUUUUGAGACCUUUAAACGGGAACUGUACGCGAGGUACAGGAGAGAUCCUCUUCAUCUAUUAAGGAGACCUCAGCAGGCAAAGAAAACGUAG
Messenger RNA from Danaus chrysippus (African queen), 213 nucleotides. Lineage: Eukaryota; Metazoa; Arthropoda; Insecta; Lepidoptera; Nymphalidae. The record is from the annotation of a GenBank genome assembly.